This is a messenger RNA of Amaranthus tricolor (Joseph's coat), 1632 nucleotides long. Its product is annotated as protein arginine N-methyltransferase 1.1-like. Gene Ontology annotation, biological process: peptidyl-arginine methylation. Gene Ontology annotation, molecular function: protein-arginine N-methyltransferase activity. The record is from RefSeq and is a predicted model, not a curated record. Lineage: Eukaryota; Viridiplantae; Streptophyta; Magnoliopsida; Caryophyllales; Amaranthaceae. Gene Ontology annotation, cellular component: nucleus. The transcript has 9 exons. Bases 288 to 1247 code for a protein of 319 amino acids.
AAUCUUGAUAACACAGUAAGCAUGAAUGUUGAUGAUGAAACCAUUGAAGAAGCUACUGCUACUAGCUCCAAUCUUCAUGCUGAUGCUGAUGAUAAGACUAGUGCUGAUUAUUACUUUGAUUCUUACUCCCAUUUCGGUAUUCAUGAAGUAAGUAUUACUCAUUUCAAUGCGACAAACAGUGUUUGUAACUUUUGAAAAAGAAAAAUUCUUCUAUAUCUUUAUUUGCAGUUUAUUUCUGUUAAAAUUACAUCACAUCUUUCCCUAUUAUUCUAUUUUUUCCAUCCGGGAUGAGCACACUACAGCGUAAAGCUAGGAUGAAAAAUGAAAUGUUGAAGGAUGUGGUAAGAACAAAGACAUAUCAAAAUGUUAUUUAUAAAAAUGAUUUUCUCGUCAAGGGAAAGGUGGUCCUUGAUGUAGGAGCUGGGACUGGUAUUUUAUCUCUUUUUUGUGCCAAAGCAGGGGCUAAACAUGUCUAUGCGGUAGAGUGCUCCCAAAUGGCUGACAUGGCAAAGCAGAUUGUUGAAGCAAAUGGAUAUUCAGAUGUUAUCACUAUUCUCAAGGGAAAAAUUGAAGAAAUUGAUCUUCCUGUUCUUAAAGUGGAUAUCAUCGUGUCAGAGUGGAUGGGCUACUUUCUUUUGUAUGAGAAUAUGUUGAAUACAGUUCUCUUUGCCCGUGAUAAAUGGCUGGUUGAAGAUGGUAUUGUCUUUCCAGAUAAAGCCUCUCUUUAUUUGACAGCCAUCGAGGAUGCCGAGUAUAAAGAGGACAAAAUUGAGUUUUGGAACAAUGUUUACGGCUUUGAUAUGAGCUGUAUAAGAAAACAAGCCAUGCUUGAGCCACUAGUCGACACAGUAGACCAAAAUCAAAUCGUUACCAAUUGCCAUCUGCUCAAAACGAUGGACAUAUCUAAGAUGACACCUGGUGAUGCUUCUUUCACUGCUCCUUUUACUCUUGUGGCAGAGCGUAAUGACUACAUUCAUGCUCUCGUAGCUUAUUUUGACGUGUCAUUUACAAGGUGCCAUAAAUUAAUGGGCUUCUCGACAGGACCAAGAUCACGGAAUACUCACUGGAAGCAAACUGUCUUGUACCUUGAAGAUAGGAUUACGAUAUGUGAAGGAGAAGCUAUUACCGGAAAUAUGACAGUGUCCCAGAACAAGAAGAAUCCUCGUGAUAUCGAUAUACUGCUUCAAUAUUCGUUUCGUGGCAAACAUUGUGCUGUUUCAAAAACUCAGGUUUACAGGAUGCGAUAGCGGAAGUUGUUAUUUGUGAUUUUCGGAUGUCCUGAAACCUGUCUUGUGCAAGUUUCUCUGAGAAUGUCGAGAGGAAAUUCGGAGUGUUUGCUACCUCUUCAGCAAAUAAAACUUCCUCAUGAAGUUCUCAUCAGGCAAUAUGAGGAGCUGAAGUUGGCAACUUCCCAUGCUUUUUCUAUUUUUUUCUUUUUCUAUUUUUUCGAGGUUUAAUUGUUUGUUGUAAUAUUAACAUUAAUACAUUUUUGGUGAUUUGAUGUACUAGCUGUAUUUUUAUUUUUAUUAUUAUUAUUCUAUCUGUGAAGUACAUGGCUGGAUUUGAUUUGACAAAAGUCAAGUCUUUUUUUGAGAUAAAAAGUCAAGUUUUUUUUGCCAAUGAUACUCCUCC